GGGUGGAAAACGCAAACAAAAAGGUGUACUAAAAAUGUCCAGAUUGUUGACGACCUAGUCAUUUGAAAUACAUGUGCCUGGUUGUGUUCUGUCUUAAUGAAAGACCAGUCACCAGGUAUCACAAUCCCAGAUGGAUUCACAGAUUCAAGACUCGCCAUCUUCUGGCAGGAAGCAAUUACCCAGCAUUCCGUCUGAUCCUCGAAUGAACCAUUCGCAGCUCAAGUCGCCUGCUAAUCUUGGUGCUAAUGGAUACGGCACAUACUUCCAGGAGUAUUCCUUGAUGGCAGAAUACAACCAGCUUCAUCGUCAGAAGAUGCCGGGUGUUUAUGUCAUUCCAUCUGCUCACUGCUCUCACAUUUGGAAUGGCGUGUUGUUCAUCAGACAAGGAUUAUACCAAGAAGGAGUCUUCCGCUUUACUCUGACCAUUCCAGACAACUACCCAGACAGCGAAUGUCCUAGUUUAGUAUUUGAGUACCCUAUAUUUCACCCUGUGGUUCACCCUAAAACGGGGGAAGUGGAUGUGAAGAGAGCCUUUCCCAGGUGGAGAAGGAACAACAACCAUUUGUGGCAGGUGUUACUGUAUGCAAGAAGGAUAUUUUACAAGAUAGAAAUAAAAGACCCAUUGAACGAAGAAGCUGCAGAUCUCUACCUACAAGAUUUAGAAAAGUUCAAGAAGAAAGUAAGCGAAUCUGUGAAGUCAGCUAAAACACAAGCUUUAGAACCUCCCAAAUCAGAUGACCCUUUUGCCAUAAGAUUCAAUGAAAUGGAUCCAGCACUCUUUGAACAAGCUAAGCAGGACAUGUUGAAUUCAAAGGCUAAUGAUUCCAAAACUAAAAACCAACAAAAAUCUGUUUUUGACAAAUCUACACAAGUUGGCCUUCGUGCAUGUGCGUGGAAAAUAAAGGUUUUUAGAAGAAAAAAAUAUCUGAGAAAACUCCAGCUGAAGACCAGCGCUCGAAUCCGUCAUCUCUCGGUCUGUCAUGGAUGUUGCCAGGAUCAGCAGAGAUAUUUUCAGCAGAAGACGCUAGCAUGUCAUAGCAUACAGCUUUUAUAGUCACACUGCCAUCGACAUAGGUGGAAAUACCUAGUGGAAAUAUCUCUUAAGAAAUAUGUGAUUUGAUCGAAAACAAAACCAAGGAUUGUGAAACAAACCAUUAUUAUGCACUGAAUCUUGUUAAUAUGGGGGUUUUUUUCAUAUGGACAGAGUAUGCUGUAAAAGAUUGAACCAUUCUAUGAAUGGGAAAUAUUUCUUGAUAAUAUGGUUUCACCACAAUGAAACAAAGGAUUGUGAAUAGAAAAUAAUAUAUUUCUUGUAUUAGUCUGUUCUUUCUUAAAAGAAUGAUGGAAUAAACAUUAGUGGUCCUGGGACACGCUAACCAGUGACAGUAUAAUAAAUGUUUAUUUAUGGAAAUAAAUUCCAGACUGGAUUUAAGCCAGUGUGAGACGUAGCCCAGUGGUAAAGUGCUCGCUUGAUGCAUGGUUGGACUGGGAUCGAUCCUCAUCUGUGGGGC
Gigantopelta aegis is the source of this 1511-nucleotide messenger RNA. Its product is annotated as AKT-interacting protein-like. Lineage: Eukaryota; Metazoa; Mollusca; Gastropoda; Neomphalida; Peltospiridae. Bases 131 to 1054 code for a protein of 307 amino acids. The record is from RefSeq and is a predicted model, not a curated record. The transcript is spliced from 12 exons.